UUUGUUUUGUACAGUCGAUCAACACUUUUGACAAACGCAUCAUUCCUUCGGGGAUAUUGAUAAGCUUGUAGUACAAGCUCGUUGUUUAAGAAUAAUAUCUCAUUAAGUACCAAAUUCAGAAGAUUUUCUGACAUAAAUAAGCAAGUAAUCAAAUGUGUUAAGCUAGCAUUUUUGUGGAGAAUUUACGUAUGCCCAUAAUGUCAAAGCUGAGCGACACCGUGUUAAAUGAAGCUACAGGUCAAGUUAUUAACGGUAUUCCCCCAGCUUUAAUAAAAAACUUCAAUGCGUACGAAAUAUUAGAACCUAAAAAAGUCCCUACAAGCCCCUCAAGUACUUCGAGUGAGAACUUGCUGAUCGAUUUCAAAACUCCAGCGGACGGGCCCCGGUUUAUCGAAAAAGAAGAAGAAGGCUUUACAAUAAUAGAUUUAUAUCAAAAUAUUUUUGUUUCCCCUGAACUUGUCUCCAAAAAAAGUACGACACAAACAAACGUUGAUUAUGAAGAUUUCUUACGUAAACUAGAAUCUGGGAACAAGAUUGAUUCGGGCAAACAUUCUCAAAAAAUAAGUUAUUCUCCAACGGCUAAACAAUUUGAAAUAAUUAAUCAUCCUGAAAUAGUUCGAGCUAAAGUCAACUCAUUGGAUUUUGAUUUUGCCCAUUUCGAUAAAAUUAAUCAACAGCAAUCGACAGUUACUGCAAAUGACAAUGAAACAGAACACAAACAAGAAACUGAAACAUACCAAGAAGAGUUGAUUGACGAAGUUCUUUUGGAUAGAUCGGUGGAAAAGAACAAAUUAGCAAAUCGCAAAAAUAAAGAAGACUUUAAAGAUGUAAGAGUGUUGAGCCCACCGAUAAUAUCAAACAAUAGAAACAGUCGACGUACAUUUUCAUCGCAGCAGAAUUCGUCUAAAACUCAAGAAUAUUUAAAAUAUUAUCCAAACAACCCACGUCGAAAUGAAGGUCCUUCAACAAAUUUUAAUGAAAAUUAUUUCAAACAACCUCCAUAUUCCCGUGUAGAAGCUUUUGGAAACGGUCAUUUUAACAAAAGUGAGUCUUGGAAGAAAACGACACCGACCAGAAAUUAUAAUGAUAACAGUUCUAAAAACUCAAGAGUCCCUUGUCCACCACAUUCCCAUGGUGGGAAUGGAGUAUGCUCAAAUGAAGAAUCAUGUAAUCCAGCACCAACUUUUACCCCUGAUAAGAAUGGACAUUACAACACUUUAUUUCAAUACCUUAAAAUGAGGGCCAGAGCAUACCGAAAACUCCUAAAAGAAAACGGCAUAGAGGACGAAGACGAAAACACUAAAUCCAAACCUUUUGUGUCUGACGUUAACGCUUUGAUCAAAUCAAAUGUGGACCCAGGUAAAAUGAUGAAAAUGCCCAUUGAAACAGUCACUAAAGACAAUAAGGAUUACGCUAAGAAUCGUAUACCAACUGAAGAAUAUAAAAAACGAGUGUAUACCAAAGGCCCCGAUGUCGACGAGAAACGUGUUGCUCUUCCGCAGCUAUUGAACAAAUUGAGUAUUCAAAAACAAGAGCGUGAAGCAAAAAGUAACGUCAAAAAACGUUUGAUUUUGCAUCCUGAGAGUGUAAACGAUACAGCAGACGGAAAUCAAGCGCCGAUGCCGGUAUUGGAGCCAACAGUUUUAAUGGAAGAUUGCAAUAAGGAGCGGCUGGUAUCGCUCAAAGUCAGACAGAAGCUAUCUGAACUUGUUCAAGGCGAUAUUUAAUUUAAUUAUAAUCAAUAUUUUGGUUGUUUCUAAUACCUACUUAAACACCAUUUAUUUUAUAAACUUAUUGAUAAUCUUCUUAAUGAAUUUAUAAAAAUAAUGUUUUAAAAGUAGCUGAUUAUUCUAGUAAUUUAGUUCUGUCGUUCUGUCGUAGAUAUAUCUUCCUUCUAGUGAGCUAUCGUUUUAAUUAAUUGGAUUAUUGACUAAGUAUUGUACCUAGGUACUUUUGUCACUGCAAAUGUUGGUAAAAUAACAGCAUAGAUUAUGCUGUAGUUACUUGUUUAUCCUUUUUACAUUUAUAGGGCUUAUAAUUUUGAUCUUAUUAUUUUAAAUUUUAAUAAUAUAAUAUUAUGAUCUUAUUAAUUUUCGACGGAACUGAUUCACUAUUCUAUUUUACAUAUUUUAUUCAAUGCAUUUAGUUUAUUGUUUUACAAUUAUGUAACACAUUAUUUAAUUUAACUUAACCUACUUUUUAUAUAAAAUUUUGUGAUAUAAGUAUGAUACUAAUGCCCAGAACAGACGGUGAAACGCAACUGCAACGAAACUGCAACUUUGUGAUGAUUCUGAUGAAUGAAACUAAAAAUGAAACUGAAAGUUUCAAACUGGUCGCGUCAUGUGUGGUCUCUCAACGGACGCUAUGGCAGAAACUUAGAUGCAACUCAAAAGUAACUAGCAGUUGCAGUUUCGUUGCAGUUGCGUUUCACCGUCUGUUCUGGGCCUAAAGGGUUUAGAGAGAAUCAGAUGCAACUCAAAACGUGUCUGCUCAUGAAAAUCCCAAACCCUAUCUUGUACUGACAUUAAAUAAGACUGAAACUGUAAUUGAAAUUUAAUAUUUUUGAGCAUUUAUUAACAUUUAAACAUAAAAAAAUUCUUAUUUGCUUGAGUUACAUUAUUUUAAACAUUUAUUAGGACCUAUCAUCUAUUAAAUGAGAAGAAAUAUAAUAUAAUAUCUGUUUAGUUGAGGUUUAUCCCCCAAAUAGCUUAUAUUCGUGAAU
Messenger RNA from Ostrinia furnacalis (Asian corn borer), 2722 nucleotides. RefSeq lists its product as uncharacterized. The coding region runs from base 189 to 1727 and encodes 512 amino acids. Lineage: Eukaryota; Metazoa; Arthropoda; Insecta; Lepidoptera; Crambidae. The transcript has 2 exons. The record is from RefSeq and is a predicted model, not a curated record.